UUUUGGCUCAUUAAUAUUUUACAUUUAUUUAUAGCGAAAGCAACGUGUAAUUAGAAAAUAUAUGUAGAACGAGCGUGUUCGGUAUCUGUACCAUUUUAUUUUUAGGGGCGACAUUUCAUCGCCAGUUUUCGGUAAUAAUACAAACUUAUGAAGUUAGCAGCUAGUUAACAUUGUGCGUCCGUAGUGGAAGUGUCUUUUUAAUCAUUUAAAUUCGUUUUUCUUGCAGCACGGUAAGAAUUGCAGUGUUCCAAAGGCCAACUCGUUGACGAAGAGUACGAAUGUUAUGCUGCAGAUGAUAUAUUCCAUUCGCAUCACCUUUUCCUGCUUGAUCAGGAUGUAUAAGAUGCAGCACAGUGAGAUGCAGAAAUCGAACACAUUGGGAAUUACCGGGAAUAACCUGAAUUUAUGGAAAUCUUCAUAAUUUUAUAUGAGUUUUUGGUGACAUUUAAAUAAUGGCAACAAAGGCUGAAACAAAACUUCGUAAACGAAAAGUACUUGAAAAUGUUGCGGAUUCGUUAUUCAUGAGAGGUACCUAUGUUUGGGCGAAAUUUAAUAGUUCCUAUUGGCCAGGCAUUAUUAUAAACCACAAAGAUGUACAAUUUAAUGAAAAGAGAGACCACUGUAUAAUAUUUUGGUUUGGUGACCAUAGAAUUUCACAUGUUAGCCAAAAUGGUAUUGUACAUUUUGCAAUCAACUUUUCUAAGCAUUACAAAUCAAAAAAGUCUCCACUUUGGCAAAAGGCAGUUGAAGAGUGCAUAACACACUAUGGAUAUCCAUUUACUGCUGGCAUGGGUUUUAAUUCUUUAAUUGCAUUUGCAAGAAGUAAUGGAAUGCUGAAUAUUGAUCAUACCUCAAAUACUGAAGAUUUGCCUGAAUUUGUUAAAAUUUCAAUUCAUUCCAGAGAAUUAUUGAGAAAACAACAACUUGAUAGAUCAAAAAAACUAAGAAAAAUUCAAUAUUAUCUUCCACAUGCUAUAGAAAAAACUUGUGUAGCAUGUUUAUCUGAUCUAACUGAAAAUGGAGUUGCACAUCCACUCUUUGAAGCUAAGAUUUGUGUACAAUGUGCAAAAAAGUUGCAGGAAGUACUUUAUUGUGUUAAAGAUGGACAUUAUGAAUAUUGUUUUGUUUGUGGUAAUGCUAAAAAGUUUCAAUGUAAGAAUCCUGCAUGUGAAGCUGCUUUCUGCAACUUUUGCAUUAAAACUUACUGGUCAUUCACAAUGGUAACUAGUGUGCCUUUUUGUGUUCUUUGUACAAAUAUGGUGCAGGGUUUACUACACGUUUCUGAAGAACAUACGCUGAAGUCAGCCAUCUUUAUUACAACCAAUGAAACUGAUCUAUUGCCCAAUGAAAUAGUUUUAAAUAAGUUUCCAAAGAUGAAUGCACGCUCUCAAAGUGAUAUAAAGGUUCUAACAUUGUUUUAUGGAUCAUCAAUGAGCAUUGAAGCUGUUUUUCCGUUUCCUUUCAAUAUUUUACUAGCUAUAAAGUGUAAUGGUUUAUAUGAAAACUGCGACGCGCUAUCAUACAAUCGAAUCAAUUUGUAUGAAGUAAAAAAACAGAUGAAUAAAUAUCUGAAUAACACUGCCGUGAGGCUGGUUAGUGUGACGACGAACACUCCAAUUAAAAAGAAGAUUGUGCACAUGCACAUUGAAGAUGUUACACGUAUGAAAUGCAAAGAGAUUGGACAUAUUUCACUUAUUAUUGGUGGAACGAAUAUUUUGAAGAACAAAUUGCGACAUUUUCGGCGAAAUUACUUUGUUGAUCUUUUCAUGGAGUUCUGGAGAAUUAUAAACCUUUUUAAAGAAGAAGUAGAUACAAAAAUAUUAUGGUUGUAUGAAAUGCCUUGCACAAUGGAUGUGGAAGAAAUUAAUUUUAUCACACAGUACCUUGAUGUUAAACCUAAAAUUAUUACCUUCAGAAAGAUGUAUUGUUAUGUUUGGACCAACAUUACCGCAUAAAGCAAUGUUUUUUUGCAUAUUUUAUGCGACCAGCAUUUAAACAUUUAAUAAAUACAAGUUUUAAUAUCUA
Molecule: messenger RNA, 2025 nt
Organism: Dalotia coriaria
Lineage: Eukaryota; Metazoa; Arthropoda; Insecta; Coleoptera; Staphylinidae
Exons: 10
Coding region: 453-1955 (500 amino acids)
Source: RefSeq, a predicted model, not a curated record